Racocetra persica is the source of this 140-nucleotide messenger RNA. The record is from the annotation of a GenBank genome assembly. NCBI's taxonomy places the organism in Eukaryota, Fungi, Glomeromycota, Glomeromycetes, Diversisporales, Gigasporaceae.
GUCUUCUUUGUACUUUACUUCAUUGGAUCUUGCUUUGUUGGGUCUUGCUUUGUCAAAUUUGGCUUUGUUGAGUCUUGUUUCAUUGGGUUUGGCUUUGUUGAGUCUUGCUUCAUUGGGUUUUACUUUAUUGGUCUUUGUUG